CACUUUUAGCUCCUUGUCGGAAUGGGCAUUCUGAUUUCAUCAAGUCCUUGAUUGAUAUCAUGCAAGAUUGGGGCAUGGUUCCACUUAUUCAGUAAUGGUAAAUGAAUACUGUCAACAAAAGGAUCGCAUUUCUUGUUUUGGAUCAGAUGGAAAAGAAACGACUGAAACCUAACUUUUGCUGUCUACGACUCCAUCAUUAGUUGUCCAAGCAGAGAAAAUAAAAUGUUCGUUUCAGAGAAUGCUUAAAGCUGGUGUGCAUCCUGAUGAAACUGUGUAUAUGACAAUGAUCAAUGCUUACUUCAGGAGUGGAAGCAUUUUAGAAGCCCAUCAAUUGUUUGAGAAGAUGAUACAGAAUGCCUUUCCUCCAGGCUUAGAUUCUUAUACUGCACUAAUAAGUGGGUUAGUGAAGAAUAAUCAGAUUGAAAAGGGAUGUUUGUAUCUUGAUAGGAUGUUGAGAGAUGCUUAACGACAUUGCCCUAGUCAUUGGUUUUUGUAGAAAUAUUAAUGGUGUCAAGAAAAGAUUGUGCCAGGUAACCAGAGCAUCUGCGAGGAUGAGAGAAAGGCUACUCCAGUUGCUAUGUCAAGGCACUUUCUUGCCUAGGAAAAGCAUUUUAAGAUUUUCUGCUAAUUCUCUUGAAGCAUCGAAAUUUUUUGCAUUGAAGCUUAUGUAUAAAAUUAAAGGAACUAGGUUUAUGCCAAAUUUGUACCUCUACAACAGUAUAAUUGCUGGAUUUUGCUGGGCAGAUAGGAUCAAGGAUGCAUACAUUCAGUUUGAAAAGAUGCAGAUUGAGGGCAUAUGUCCAAAUCAAGUGACUUUUAUUAUUCUUAUUGAGGCACACUGCAGAGCAGGUGAAAUUGAUCAUGCUAUAGAGCUGUUUAAUUUAAUGAAUGGAAAUGCUUAUAGUCCCGAUAAAGUUACAUACAACACGUUACUAAGAAGCCUUUGCAAGGCAAGUAGAGAGAUAGAUGCAUUGUCUCUCCCUUUUGGUAUGCAGCAGAGAGGAUUCUUCCCAAACAAGGCUUCGUACGAAAAUUUACUCCAAUUAUCUGAAGAAAUGUUUGCUCAUAAUUAUCUGCCUCGCCAGUAUACUACUGAGUGGUUGCUUCACAUCUUACAUGAAGAGAGAGGCUGCAUGAAGCUCAUAUCGUGUUGGACAUGAUGCAUGACAGAGCCAUGACAAAAUCUGUAGCAGAAACCCACCAAGUGGUAUUGUAAGGACACCAAUUCACUUCUGUAGCCCCGACCAACUUCAGCUAAUCUGAUUGUUAUUCUACAUGUUUAAGAUUCUUGUUCACAAUGGUCAACUUUUUCUAUGUUGGAUGAUGUGGUUGCACCAAAAAAGUAACAUCUAUCCCUUUUGCCAAUCUUUAGAUGCAUUGCUUGACUUAAUGAUUUGAUUUUUGUA
Messenger RNA from Ricinus communis (castor bean), 1406 nucleotides. Its product is annotated as pentatricopeptide repeat-containing protein At5g62370. The record is from RefSeq and is a predicted model, not a curated record. The coding region runs from base 459 to 1160 and encodes 233 amino acids. Gene Ontology annotation, molecular function: protein binding. NCBI's taxonomy places the organism in Eukaryota, Viridiplantae, Streptophyta, Magnoliopsida, Malpighiales, Euphorbiaceae. The transcript is spliced from 2 exons.